This is a messenger RNA of Vigna radiata var. radiata (mung bean), 339 nucleotides long. RefSeq names its product transcription factor MYB34-like. The record is from RefSeq and is a predicted model, not a curated record. Lineage: Eukaryota; Viridiplantae; Streptophyta; Magnoliopsida; Fabales; Fabaceae. The transcript is spliced from 2 exons. The coding region runs from base 1 to 339 and encodes 112 amino acids.
AUGAGCAAUAAACAUAAGAGAAGCGAAAGGAAGAAAUCAGACAGAGAAAGGGAGAAGGAAGACAUUAAAGAAUCACUCCGCGAAAUUCUUAAGGAGGCACCUCUUAAUCCUAUAACAUCUUCACAAACCCCUGAAGGUGAUGACAAGAUCAAAUACUAUCUGGAGAGAUGGUCUGUUAUUGCCACUCAUUUACCUGGAAGAACAGAUAACGAAAUAAAGAACCACUGGCACACCACUCUCAAAAAGCGCUUUGGAAAGAAGGUAGUUUACACUGAAACAAAUGAGAAAGCCUCAAAAUCAAACAGUUCUGGGUCCAACCCAGACAAGGAUUGCAUUUAG